AAGUCCAGCCUUUUGGCAAUCAGUUGGAGCCCUUCCUCUGAUCUGCUCCCACAGGGAUUUGCUUCCUGCCUGGGAGAGAUGACUCCAGCCUGGAGACAUUUGCUGAGAGCUUUGUGCCUGGAGACCUCCUGUCCCAGGAUCCCCAAGAUGCGCCUUUCCUUGAGCCGGGCUUUCUGGAUGUCUGUAACCAAGCUUGGUCUUCACACAAAACCCACAAUGCCUCCGUGUGACUUCACACCUGAAAGAUACCAGUCCCUUGCCUAUAACCGUGUCCUGGAGAUCAACAAGCAACAUCUUUCUCCUGUGCUGACGGCGUAUUUUCAGGAGCCUUUGUUGCUCCACCAGGGUCACAUGGAGUGGCUAUUUGAUCAUGAGGGAAACAGAUACCUGGAUUUCUUUUCUGGGAUUGUCACUAUCAGUGUUGGUCACUGCCACCCGAAGGUAAACGCAGCGGCACAAAAGCAGCUUGGCCGCCUGUGGCACACAAGUCCCGUCUUCUUCAACCCUCCCAUCCACGAAUACGCAGAGAAGCUAUCCGCGCUUCUUCCUGAGCCUCUAAAGGUCGUUUUCUUGAUGAACAGUGGCUCGGAAGCCAAUGACCUAGCCAUGCUGAUGGCCAGAGCACACUCAAACAACACAGACAUCAUUUCUUUCAGGGGAGCCUACCAUGGAUGCAGCCCUUACACACUUGGCUUGACAAAUGUAGGGUACUACAAGACGAAAAUCCCCAUUGGGUCAGGCUGUGAAUCAACAAUGUGCCCAGAUGUUUUCCGUGGCCCUUGGGGAGGAAGCCACUGUCGAGAUUCUCCAGUGCAAACAAUUAGGAAAUGCAGCUGUGCACCAGACUGCUGCCAAGCGAAAGACCAGUAUAUUGAACAAUUCAAAGAUAGUCUGAGCACUUCCGUGGCCAAAUCAAUUGCUGGAUUUUUUGUAGAGCCGAUCCAAGGGGUGAAUGGAGUUGUUCAGUACCCAAAGGGGUUUCUAAAGGAAGCCUUCGAGCUGGUGCGAGAGCAGGGAGGCGUGUGCAUCUCCGAUGAAGUGCAAACAGGAUUUGGAAGGUUGGGAUCUCACUUCUGGGGAUUCCAAACCCACGACGUCCUGCCAGACAUUGUCACCCUGGCUAAAGGGAUUGCAAAUGGCUUUCCCAUGGCAGCAGUUGUCACAACUCCAGAGAUUGCCAAGUCUUUAGCUAAACGCCUGCUCUACUUCAACACCUUCGGAGGGAGCCCCGUGGCCUGUGCCAUUGGAUCAGCGGUGCUUGAGGUGAUUAAAGAAGAAAAUCUACAGGAAAACAGUCAAGAAGUUGGCACCUACAUGUUACUGGAGUUUGCUAAGCUGAGGGAUGAAUUUGAAAUUAUCGGAGACGUCCGAGGCAAAGGCCUCAUGAUAGGAGUAGAAAUGGUGAAGGAUAAGAUGAGCCGCCAGCCUCUUCCUCCUGAAGAAGUCAAUCAAAUCCAUGAGGACUGCAAACACAUGGGGCUUCUAAUUGGCAAAGGAGGCAUUUUUUUUCAGACAUUCCGCAUUGCGCCCUCGAUGUGCAUCACUAAACCAGAAGUUGAUUUUGCAGUGGAAGUAUUUCGUUCUGCCUUAAUCCAACACGUGGAGAGAAAAGCUAAAUGAAAUUUUUAAAAAUAAAAAACCACAAGCCUCAAGAACUUCCCACUUACGUUCAAGGGUUAAUUUGGGGAAUUCCAGAACCACUGGCAU
Messenger RNA from Ceratotherium simum simum (southern white rhinoceros), 1707 nucleotides. It is a transcript of the gene AGXT2, whose product is annotated as alanine--glyoxylate aminotransferase 2. Gene Ontology annotation, molecular function: pyridoxal phosphate binding; L-alanine:glyoxylate transaminase activity. The record is from RefSeq and is a predicted model, not a curated record. Lineage: Eukaryota; Metazoa; Chordata; Mammalia; Perissodactyla; Rhinocerotidae. Gene Ontology annotation, biological process: glyoxylate catabolic process. Gene Ontology annotation, cellular component: mitochondrion.